UGAGCUGUUUCGCUGAUUUGUGUAGUGCUCUGGUAAAAAAAGCAUUCUCAUUGAUAAUGGAGCAUACCUACUUCUAACCAAUGUCUACAGGAAAUAGCACACUGAAUGUAAAAAUGUGUGGCUUUAAUGGUUUCUGGUUUUUUGUUGCUAUUAGGUGAAUGAUUCCUGCACGUGAUUUUUUUUAGUUUUUCUGGGGCCGAGUGCAGAUAACUGGAGAUCUUUUUUCUUGUGACUUUAAGUGUAGAAAACUAGUGGUGUACAUGUAGAUGUAUUUGUACCGGGAUUCCAGUGUGUAGAGUUUUUAUUGCCCACAGCUCCACUGAUAGCAUCGUUUCUUAUACUUGAAAGAAGGUUAAUUAGAGAAACGUUUAUAGAAUGUCAUUUCUUCUACUUUCUGAGGGAAGACUUGGGUUGCCAAAAUGGCAGUAAAUGUUAAGACGGAACCACCCGGGAUAUUUUCUUGCAUCAACGUCAACGUCAUGGACGAUGAUAAAGAAAAGUCAUUUCAAAUGCGCAAAACAAUGAUGAAAAAAGAAUCCAUUGACCCAAAAUUUCGCAAAGAGCUGAAAGUGGAUGUAGGAGCUGGAAACUUCCAAAAUAUGAUGGAGUACAGGGAGGCUCCCGUCAGUCCUGGGGCGUCCAGUGUCCACAGCAUGGACAAUGGGGGGAUGGACAAUCUGGGAUCACCCACCACUCCGUCCUCACCCACCCCAGCUCCAGUGGAAAUCGCGGAUGAGCGUCUUCCUAAUGAGCUGCUAGAUGAAAUCUGUGAAGACAUUGGAAUGAAAGAGGGAAUGGAGCUUGAUUUUGUGGAGUUCCUCAUGGAACAAGAUAUGGUGGACCCCCAGGUUUACAUGACUCCAGAAGCAAUAAGGAACACACUGUCGUCAGUGGCUCCGACCCCAGCAGCACAUUCUCACAGUAAUCUGUCGUCAGUCCCGGCUUCACAAACUCAAGUGACAUCUACUCCCAAGAAUAGUGACUGGGCAUCCAGAGGAUGCAGCAGUCCGACAACUACUUACUCUGUGGCCUCCAGUACAAACUGUACAGUAGCCACUUCCAGUGGGUCAAGCAGUCCUGUUGCCAAAAGGUUCCACCACUCUACGUCAGGGCCCUCAAGUCCGGUGCGGACCACUGCUCCUCCACUUUCGCCUCAUGGAGGAGUCUUCAAAGCACCGCCCACGCCACCUACACCGAGACGUUCCUCUCAGUCUCAACAAAGCAUUGCCUCACCCAGUAUAUCUAGCACUGUAGGGCCACAGGUACAGAGACCCUACUCCCCUGCCAGUGUGCCUUCUUCUCCCUCACAGAAAUCCAUGCCACCUCAGUUUCACCAAUCUCAGUCACAGACACAGAUGGCCCCACCUAAGUCUAUCCCACCACACAUGCAAAGGCAGAAUAGCCAACACAACUACCAGAGGCUGGGGAGACCAGCCCCUCCUAAUGUUAACAUACAGAACAUGCCCCAGCAUCAGAAGUGGACAGGUCCACCUAAUGGUCAGAUGCCAAAUGGCAUGAUGGGAAAUCAGCCGUGUUCUAUGAACAAUAUGGGAUAUCCUGCUAAUCAACAGUUCCAGAGGUCAAUGGAGGCAUGUGACAAUGGAUAUUAUUCAGGGGAUACGGCCAGUGUGAGGAGUUAUGGGUCAUCCUCAGUGUCCUCCACCGUCCCCUCAACUGCCUCGUCCGCUCAGACCGCCAUCCACAAUCAAAACUUCAACAACCGACAGACACUGCAGAACAUACCCCCUCAACAACAGAAAAACGUUCACUUUAGUGAUCUGCAGGGACAUCACCAGAACGGGGUGCCUAUCCAGAGACAGAACUCGGCAGGGUACAAUCAGGGCUACGAGUCCAGUGACUGUGAUUUAGAAAACGAGUUUAGUCAGAGAAAUGUGCCAUCAAAGAUCAUGCCUCGACUAACGCCUUCCAUGAAGUCUGAUAUUGCUCCAUAUAUGGUGCCCGGCAAUAACAAUGGUUCUAUGAGUCCUUACGGAGACUACUCCAGAGGAAGCAAUAGUCGACCGGGCAGUGGCGAGAAUCCAAUGGUGUCUAUGCAAAAUGACUAUUUUUCACAAAAGCCAAGUGAAAUGUUUAAUGUGGAUGAUAAUCAGAAUUCAAUGCACAUGAACAAUUACAAUAACUCUAUGCAACAUCCACAACAAAGUGAGAUUCAAGACUCUGGCUACAGGCCUUCUUGUUCAGGAGGUGCUCCUAUAGGAAUGCAGCCUUUGAGGCAUUUUGAUGGACCUGGACCAAACUGUGGCAUGCCGCAAGGAGAAGCAUUAGGUGACCCCAUGUAUAUGGACAGGACAGAUGCAUACAAAAUUGCGAUGGGAUAUUGUGAUAAUCAGUAUGAACCACAAGGCCAGAAUAUGAACAAUAGCUGUAUGAAUAUGGACCAAAAACUGGGCCCUGGUAUGAUGAAUCCUAACCAGGGAUACCCAGGUGAUAAUUACUGUCAAAAUCCUAUGCAAAAUAAUGGACCACGGGGCAUGCCUAUGCAGAAUCCUCAUAUGAUGGGAGGUCCACCCCAGGGAAAUAUGGCUGGUGGUUAUGAACAAAGUCAAUAUAACAAUCGUAUGCAAUCAAGUGCCAAUAUGAACAAUUCAAUGUAUUCGAAUCCACAAACACCGAUUAGUGCUGAAAACUUACAGUGUCAGAACCCUGGAGUCAAUGGACAGAAUUGGGUUGGACCCCAAACUCCAGGAAUGCAUUCCAAGCCUCCUCAUCAAGGGAUGGCUCCGGGAAUGAACAUGCACCCACAGCAGGGCAUGCAGACCCCAGGGUCCAGCCCCAUGCCCCCUUGUACUCAGCCCAACUGCCAGAGCUGUAAGACGGGUUCACCUCACCGACCACCAAUGUUGGCAUCACAGCAGACUUUCAUUCAGCAUCUCAUUUCUGACCGUUCUAAUGCCUUCCGCUCUCACCCUCUCUUUCCUUUACUUCGAGAUCUCAUCAUUGCAGAUAUGAACUUCUGUUCACCCAGUUUUCCUUACCAACUCAUUAGUAAUUUACCUGCUGACUUUGACAAGCUUUUGCAGAACUUCCUAUCUCGGAACCCUCCUUCAGGAACAUAUCAGGGCAAUUUCGCAAUAGAGAGUGUUAUCAUGGAUGCUCUGAAGUAUGCUCAUCACUGCCUUAUAGAGAAAAUUCGGGAUAGACAAGAACAGGACAAAGUGACCAAAAGCACCUCCAAAUCACUGAGUGCCAUUGAAGAGUUCUGCGAAAAGUUUGACCGCUCGGUGCGACAAAAUAUCAUCAAGCCAGCAACGUUUCAGCUGCCAAACCACAGUGGAGGGGUGAGCUCAUCGUCCAUGCCCGGUCAACCAAUGGGAGGGAAUAUGACCCCCACCAUGGGUACCCCCACAAAGGACCACAAGUUUAGCAGCAUGGAUGGCAUGAUGAUGCAGGGGUUGUUUGCUUCUCCAAGUGCAAAGAAAGGCUUAGAUCUGAGUGCCAUUUGUUCCCCACAUUUCAAAUCGCUGAAGGACCUGGCAGAUUGCAGUGACUCUACUAGUAUUGUCAGCAGCAGUAGCAACCAUGGAAAGUCAGAGUCUAAAAAACACCCAAGUCUGCCAAAAGAGGCUGUAGCCAUUAUGUUAGAAUGGUUGAGACAACACAAAGACAACCCAUAUCCCAACGAUGAUGAGAAGGCAAUGCUAAUUAAACAAACAGGACUGACGAUAAAUCAAAUUAAUUACUGGUUCACAAACGCCAGGAGAAGAAUUCUGCCUAAGUGGGCCCAACAGUGUAAGUGAACAGGACUCGGCCAUUAGAUGCCCAAUAUUUCAGGAGUAAGUGGCACAGAGGUCCGUGAUUCCUGCCUGGAAAAUUAUUACAUAUCACAAAACAGUGCCUGAAGUUAUAGUCCAAGGGAAGUAACUCUUAAAACUUACUAGGAGCAUCCCUGGUGAACAGAGCGGACAUUACACAUCAGCAUUUUGAGAUAGCAUUCUUGGAUAACUUGUGAAAUGUGUUCAUUGUCCAUGACAAUUCUGGUUAGUGCUUUGUUUACAAAUCUAUUUAGAGUAUUAUUUUGUGAUGUCCAUUAUUGAUAUCAAAGCCAUGUUAUGCUAUGCACAGAAGUUAGCAUUACUUUUCUCUGUGAUUUUAGAUGGUCCUACAAGGACUUUUAUUCUGUAAUAAUUGUGUCCUAAGGACUAGUAACAUUAACUUAUUCAUAGUUUUAGGGGGAAAAAAAGAAAGCUGUUACCAAAGCUUUAUGCAUUAACUUUACCAGUGUUCAAGCAAUAAUUGGUGUUUUUUUAUUAGG
This is a messenger RNA of Saccostrea cuccullata (small rock oyster), 4273 nucleotides long. RefSeq lists its product as uncharacterized. Gene Ontology annotation, molecular function: DNA binding. Gene Ontology annotation, biological process: regulation of DNA-templated transcription. Bases 420 to 3758 code for a protein of 1112 amino acids. Lineage: Eukaryota; Metazoa; Mollusca; Bivalvia; Ostreida; Ostreidae. The transcript has 8 exons. The record is from RefSeq and is a predicted model, not a curated record.